CCUCAGAGCACCACAGUCUUCUCUCCUCUCCUGAAGGCGGAGGGACAAGGACUAGCCAGGGGCUGGCAAGGGCAGUGGUCCCUGAAGCAGCCAUGGGGGUCACCUCACUGUCUCGGCGGGUCCCUCGGUGCUGGAGGCGCAGUGCAAUCCCUCUCAUUAUCUUCACGCUACUGCUUCUUUAUCUCUGGGCUCAGAGCCUUCGCGCCCUCUCAGGCUGCCGAUCCGGGACCCAGUCCUGCAUUGCCAAAGGACUGCCACCUUUCCAGGCCCAGCAACAGUCAGGAUCCCUGGAGGGACUGGAACGGGAAGAGCCUCAGUGUCUGAGCCCCCACGGGAUGCUGGGCCGCAUAAUGAGGCCGUUCCGCGCCAGUCUGAACCCCAAAGGGGAUGUGGAGUUGUCGCAGUACCUGGCAGGGUGGAGAGAGCUAGUCAGGUUCCUAACUCCCCUCGGCUCCAUCUUCUCUUUCGCCACAAGCGAGGCCUUCGCCAAAGUGACAGUCCUCGAGGCUCUGGUGCACGGUCCAGAGGCCGCUCACUACACGUCGCUGGCGACCAUGGUGGCGUGGGAGAGGCCCGGGGUAGCCCCUCGGCACUCGACCCGGAACCCGGGUUCACUAACCAUGCUCUUGCUGCACCGUGCGCUACGUUGGUCCCAGCUCUGCCUCCACCGGGUGGCAACCGGGCCGCCCGGAGGCCCGGACGCCGGCGCCCAGUGCAGCGACGCCUACAGCACGGCCCUGGCCCCGCACCACCCCUGGCUGGUCCGUCAGGCCGCCCACCUCGCAUUCCUCGCCUUCCCGGGUCGCGGCCGCUUGCUCGAGCUGGCGUGUCCGGGGGUCAAAGAGGCAGAGGCGCGGGCUGCGCUGGCCCAGGCCGCGGGCACUCUGGAGGACGUCUACAACCGUACCCAGGGCUUGUUGGCCGAGCGCCGCCUGCUCCAGCUGGCCUGAUGCCUGCUGGCAGGACGAAGGAAGUGCCCUGGGGCUGGGUGGCAGCCGCUGGGUUGCGUCUGACCCUUCGCAAGGCCUCCUGGCGCCGGGGGCGGGGCCGCCAUAUACCCCGCCCCACGGUGACGUCAUCGCCAUGGAGGCCCACCCCGGUGGAAGUGGGGCUUUUAGCCUCUCUCUACGCAAUCCCGGGGAGAGGGGAGGAGCUGUGGGUAAUAAAAAAGUAUUCUUUGGUA
Sus scrofa (pig) is the source of this 1183-nucleotide messenger RNA. The record is from RefSeq and is a predicted model, not a curated record. Lineage: Eukaryota; Metazoa; Chordata; Mammalia; Artiodactyla; Suidae.